UUAGGUCCAAUUAUAAUCAUCAAUUGUCCUUCAAACCAGUUGAGAUACUUUUGAAAUGCUUCUGGGUUGUUGAAGUAACAAAACAUCAUCGCAGUUCCUGGGUCUUGAUAAAAUUCGGAGUGUUCCAGGUCAUGCAAUCUAGAGUAUAUUGUGUGGAUGAAUGGUCCUGUAGAAUGAUUGCUCUCCCACCAAACACGAUCAAUUUCGACCCCCGUGAUGUUUAAUUUGAUAUCGUAUUUUGAAAUGAUCCACUCAAAAAAUCCGGUUCCGCUUCCGAUACUGUAAAUUUUGCUGACUUCAAAAGAUUUGAGUACUUCUGAUAAUUCAUGCAAGGAAUUGACAUCGGGCAAUGCCCAUGUAAUGAAUUUCGAAGAGAUUUUACUGCUGUUCUCAACAAACGUAAGUAAAUUUUGCCAAUCGUUUUUCUCCAUAAAGUUUUUGAUAAUUUCGUCAUAUGUAAAAAUUUCUAGAGAAUUGUCCAUAUUUCUGUUCAGUUUGUUUUCCUUCUGCGAUUUAAUUAAAUUUGAACGUUUCAGGUUGUUUGUGUUAUAGAAUUUGAAACUAUCUUCAAAAUGAACAAAAUUGCCCUGAAAUUAGUAUCUUGUCCAGUUAACCAAGCUACACGCAAUUUUGUAAAAGCCAAAUGCAAUAUAAACUUCUUACGUAACUUGACAGCUAUUCCUUGUGGUUCGACUUGUGCAUUUUCUUUCCCGGUUCCAAAAUGCAAUUUCGAAGUUGGAAACAUGUGUGCUAAUGUAUCAGUGCUUAGUAGUCUAGCUAAGAGAUCAUUUUCUACGUCACGUGAUAUUAGAAGUCGAUCACGUGAGCCAGAGGAUACUGACGCAACUGAAUCUUACCCUAGAUCAGUUUCUUUAUCGGAAGCAGUUAAAGAGGAACUGAAAUUUGUGGGCAGUGCAACUGAAGGCUCAUUCGAGAUACCUUUUCCUCUGAAUUGGACCAUUCAGAAACUGGGAGCAAAAGUGAUCAUGACAAAAAAUAGCAAAGAUAACUCAGGAGCACAUGUGCGCGUGUCUUUCUCAGUGAACAGUGUAACGGAUCAAGAAGUGUCUGAGUCAGCUGAAAGUGACUUGAGUGACGAGGAAUCAUCUGCAGACAUAGAUCAAGCAUUCCCUUCGGAGGAGGAGGUGACGGGUGAAGCGGGAGAAGAAGAGUUUCUAGACCGUGAAGAGGGCUCAACUACGAUUCCACACGAGAUUUUGAUUGAGAUCAAGAAGAAUAACAAAAUCCUGAGCAUCGAGGCCGACAUUGACAGCGAAGGACCUGUUUUGAGAUCCUUGUCCUUCAAUAAAAGCAAAAAUACUCAAAAUACUGAUGAGUAUGAAACAUUCGAGGUCAACUUCGAGACACUCAGUCUCCCCGUGCAAGACGCCCUGUUCACUUAUCUAGAAGAGUUAGGACUCACCGAAGACUUUUUCGCCAAUCUUCUAGACUGGUCGCUGAACUACGAACAGUCAUUGUUUGUAGGCUUCCUAAAUGAAAUGAAAAACUUCUCUGAGUAGGGCGUCUAAGCUUCUUUUCUGACUGUGAAUAAAAUACAUCCUUGAUAUGAAAUUGCUGGUCAGUUUGGAAACGAAAUUUGUUCAAAGCCUUUUUUUAAAGCUGCCUGAGUUUAAGUUCACAUUA
Messenger RNA from Symsagittifera roscoffensis, 1644 nucleotides. RefSeq lists its product as uncharacterized. Lineage: Eukaryota; Metazoa; Xenacoelomorpha; Acoela; Convolutidae. The transcript has 3 exons. The record is from RefSeq and is a predicted model, not a curated record. Bases 573 to 1520 code for a protein of 315 amino acids. Gene Ontology annotation, cellular component: mitochondrial matrix.